Messenger RNA from Alosa sapidissima (American shad), 965 nucleotides. RefSeq names its product protein diaphanous homolog 2-like. Gene Ontology annotation, biological process: actin filament polymerization. The transcript is spliced from 3 exons. Gene Ontology annotation, molecular function: microtubule binding; actin binding. Gene Ontology annotation, cellular component: cytoplasm; actin filament. The record is from RefSeq and is a predicted model, not a curated record. Bases 1 to 537 code for a protein of 178 amino acids. Lineage: Eukaryota; Metazoa; Chordata; Actinopteri; Clupeiformes; Clupeidae.
AUGGCGGUGCUCUCCGCUCACCUGCCCACUCGCCGCGCUACACGGGCGAUGGCGGUGCUCUCCGCUCACCUGCCCACUCGCCGCGCUACACGGGCGAUGGCGAACCUGAUCAAGAACCUUCCGGAGCAGAAGGAGUUAAGUGCCCUGGCCGAGCUGAAGGGCGAGUACGAGGAGCUGUGUGAGUCGGAGCAGUUUGGCAUCGUGAUGAGCUCGGUGAAGCUGCUCCGCUCGCGCCUCAACGGCAUUCUGUUCAAGCUGACCUUCGAGGAGCAGCUGAACAACAUCCGGCCAGACAUCAUGAACGUGACGUUUGCGUGCGAGGAGGUGAAGAAGAGCGACAGCUUCAGCAAGCUCCUGGAGCUGGUGCUGCUGGUGGGCAACUACAUGAACACAGGCUCCCGCAAUGCGCAGACCUUUGGCUUCAACAUCGCUUUCCUGUGCAAGGUAUGGGGGACAGCCCGCUGGUGCCAUAGACUCACUGGUCCUUGGGAUCUUGACCGACACAUACGACCACACAGACAAGUUAAAACUCACUAAGUAGCAAAGACCCAUCUAGAUUUAUUUUUUACUCAUCUACUUUAUUUAGAUUUGCUGGUUUAUUUUUGUAUUUAAUUGUCUACACCCUGGCACUGGUGUGGGUCAAAAAUAACUCUGUUUUUUGCACUAACUAGAUUAAUACAGGUGCGUAACAUGCUUACAUGUACCUGUCAAGUCUCACGUUCUGUGAGUAAAUGACACUAAUUCACCCUCUCAAUAGCAUAGAAUGUUAAUUAAUCCAAUAGACUGCCAGAUUCACACUGUGUGGCCUCCUACAUCAGUGUAGCAGUGAUACAAGUGAUCGAUGCUUCAUCAUUCAGUGGGUACGCACCUGCGCCACUGAACAACUUUUUAUCUCUAUGAGGUCGUCGUGGACCUUUUUAUGAAAUGCUACUGUUGUCACUGAUGAGUGAUAGAUAGAUAGAUAG